AUGGGUGAUCCUGAAAGCCACAGAACUGGACAUGAAAUUUCUAGUUGUGAUGAUGUCGUGUCAUCCUUCAUUGCAAGGACCUAUGUGAUUUUUGUUAUAUCUGAUAAUAGUGAUACGAGACCACCGGUGCGGUCUGGUGGUCUGCCAGCACGGUCGCAAGCAUCACCUGAAUCCCGGGAGCAACCCCAGGAGCAGCCACAGCUAGCACACCAGCAACACCAUCAGCAGCAACAGCAGCAACAGCCUUCGUGGACAAGCAUGAACCGCAGCAAAGCACUAACGCAUGGAUCCACUGCAUUCUCGAUGGCAAUGAUGCAGCAACAACAGCAGCAGCCGCAACAACAGCAGCAGCAGCCACAACAACAGCAGCAGCAACAACAGCAGCAGCAGGCGCAACAGCAGCAGCAGGCGCAACAACAGCAGCAGCAGGCGCGACUGCAGCAGCAGGCGCGACUGCAGCAGCAGGCGCGACUGCAGCAGCAGGCGCGACUGCAGCAGCAGGCGCGACUGCAGCAGCAGGCGCGACUGCAGCAGCAGGCGCGACUGCAGCAGCAGGCGCGACUGCAGCAGCAGGCGCGACUGCAGCAGCAGGCGCGACUGCAGCAGCAGGCGCGACUGCAGCAGCAGGCGCGACUGCAGCAGCAGGUGCAACUGCAGCAGCAGGCGCAACUGCAGCAGCAGGCGCAACUACAGCAGCAGCAUCCAAAACAACAUCAGCAGCCACAACAUCAGAAGCUGCAGCACCCUCCCUUACCGCCACCAGGGAUUGGCAGCAAUCUAUACCGGUCACAAUAUGGUAACACUUCAAGGGCAUCCUACCCCAGUGGACCCAGUGGCGCAGAAGUAUACGCUGAUACGAGAUCGCCGUACCAUCGCCCUCGCCACACACCAGUGCAGCAAGGUCACACAUCAUACUCUGGAUCUUCGGUGAAGGCAAUGUCGGAACACCAGAGCAGUACCUUUGGUGAUGACAUGCUACCGGGAAUGGGUGCCACUGGCACUCUCUACUCCGACGACACAGCACAGUCUUAUCCGGGCAGCACAGGAACGGCUCAGAUAGGAGCAGCUGAUCUAUCGGCAACAGCAGAUACAGGGCUGCCAUCGCAAGCAUCGAUGUUUGGUGACGGCAUGCCAUCUGGAAUGGGUGCCACUGGCACUUCCUACUCCGGCAACACAGAGCAGUCUUAUCCGGGCGGCACAGGAAUGGCUCAGAUGGGAGCAGCUAAUCUAUCGGCGACAGCAGAUGCAGGCCUGCCAUCGCAAGCAUCGGCUUCCAGCAGUACGGGGUUCGGCGAUACUCCGCUGGACCUUAACGACAACAGCGCUACAGCAGAAAGUGGAGUAGCAUCACAGGGAACACUUACUUCUUUCGAGGAGAACAAACGGAACAGGCUGAAAUAUAAGAACGACCAAGAACGAAAACGUAUACAAGACAUCAAUCUGGCAUUCAAGGAGCUAGAUAGAAGUUUACCUAACCACCUAACUGGCAAGAAAGUGAAAAAGGAGAAAACGAAGUCACAGCUCAAGAUACUUCGGGAAGCGACUCAGGCUAUUCAGGCUCUCGGAGACGAGCUUCGAAGGGAAAACUAAGACCCGAUGGCUGAGUGUUUGGAGCAGUGUAAGGAAGAGAAGGCCAAGAACCAGGGAAUUAGCUCUGCCUCAGGUGGGGUUGAUCAGGGAAUUAGCUCUGCCUCUGGCGGGGUUGAUCAGGGAAAUAGCUCUGCCUCUGGCGGUACUAAUCAUGUCGAGGACGACCACGACAAUGAAAGUUCCGGCGGUGCAAAGGGAGCGUGAAUAUAAAUAUUCAAAUAAAAAUGACAUUAAGGUAAAAUGUACGUGUGAUGACAGUGUGCCUUCUGCCGCAUCGUGAGUCGGUGGUCUCACCGACAGGCUGCUGUGCCUCAGACUGAGUAAGAAUAUCUGGGCUGCUGGCUGCAGAUGUGCGGGCAUGAUGUGAAUGUCGAUGCUAUGAACAAGAUGAGCUCGUUCAGCUGUCGACUAUCUUGCCUCAGUCUAUAUGUGUUUUGUCCAGUAUUUUGUCUCAAAUUUUGUCCUGUGUUUUGUCCCAUGUUUGUGUUUUGUCCAGUGUUUUGUCCCAUGUUUUGUCCUGUGUUUUGUCCCAUGUUUAGUCCAGUGUUUGGUGCAGUGCGUGUGUGCUCCAGCAAUGCUUGUUCUCCAAGCUGGUAUAUUUCUAUUGCUGCUGCUACUAUCAAUAUUAUGUGUCAUGUCAAUAAAAACAAAAAUAUAUAAUUAUAAAAAUGGACUCGGAUGGACCUUCCCCUCCUUAUGUUGCUUGUAGUUCCUGGGUCCUUUUUUCUUUUCUAUACAAAAUAUAAAAACAUCAGUUGCCACGGUUACUAUGAUUGUGACUCGUUUGUACGUUUGACUUAAUUUAACUUUUAAGCAGUGUGAACCGCCAGAUCACGGUAUAGGGCUUGAAAGUGCUACGUCACAGCAUAGCAACAAUUUCAAAAAUUCAAAAACUGGAUCCCCUUGGAUCCAGUUUUUGUAUAGAUCCAAGCACAUUUCAAGCCGUCUUACUCACAGCAAGGUGAUGUAACCAGUGAAACUGACUGAUUUGGCUACUGGGGGCGAGGUUACAACUGGUGGCGAAGUAAAUGUCACCCCUGCAUACGACAUGAGUGGGUUGCUAUACACCCACAUAGUGAGGCACUAGCAAAGUCACACCUUAGUGGAUCCAAAAUAGAAAUCUGAUGUCAACUUACUACUCCCUGGCCGUUUUUGACGUCAUCACUUUCAAGCCCUAUACCUCAAGAUCCUCAAACCAUUCCAGGCAAAUAUGUUCCUGUUUG
Molecule: messenger RNA, 2813 nt
Organism: Sycon ciliatum
Lineage: Eukaryota; Metazoa; Porifera; Calcarea; Leucosolenida; Sycettidae
Product: basic-leucine zipper transcription factor A-like
Exons: 13
Coding region: 1-1590 (529 amino acids)
Molecular function (GO): protein dimerization activity
Source: RefSeq, a predicted model, not a curated record